Messenger RNA from Pelobates cultripes (western spadefoot toad), 861 nucleotides. The record is from the annotation of a GenBank genome assembly. NCBI's taxonomy places the organism in Eukaryota, Metazoa, Chordata, Amphibia, Anura, Pelobatidae.
AUGCAGAAAAAAGAUGUUACAACUGCUGGGGUGAGUAAGGGCUCACAGGCCCAAUCACCCACCACCAAAUCCAGGCCGCAGUUUAUUUCGCCGCUAAAAUCUCCUUUAGGAGCCUCGGGAAAACCUAAUUAUCCCACCCGCCAGUCUUUUCAAACUCGCACAUAUACGAGCGCAGCCGCGGCCCGCUCGCACAGCCCUCUUAGCGGCGGGACCACGGCUGCUAUUGUCGCAACCUCCGUGGGCGAAUCAGUGAGCUCCAAGUGCUUGGAACGCUUGGAGUGUCGAGACGAGUCUCUUGCGAGCGGCUUAACAGGUGCAGAAAGCCGCUCGCGCCAAAACAAUAAAACGGCUAGGUCGCUAGUAUAUAAAAGCGGCCGGGCCACAGAAGAAGGGAAAGGGGGCAUGAGGUCACGCUCUCCGUCGAGGUCCUUGGCCUCACGGCUUGUGACACCGGCAGGGGGGACCUUUCCCUCCAUAAUGUUGGACAAGGAAAAAGAGAGAACUGCAGAUAGCUCAGAGGACUUUAUUGCAAUGGAGGAAGAAAUAAAUUUAACUGCUUAUUCUGCCCUUCCACAAAGGACAAGGUCUGAUGCCACUACUAAGAUGGCUACUGUGGACACUUAUUCCAAUGAUCAUGCCACAACUAAGAUGUCUGCUACAACAUGUUUAACUACUUCCACAAACAAGAUGGCCGCUGCCACAUCUGAGACAACUGAUGCCUCAACCAAGAUGACUUCCACAAGUUUCAAAACAAUGACAUACAAGCCUAACGUGCCACUUGAAUUGGCUGAAGAUUUGCCACCAUCAGCUGGCAUGAUUAUACAGCUAAUACAGAACUUAAGGAUAGAUCUAAAAAAAUGA